UCCACUAACAGUUUAUGACAUGAAUUCAGGUGUUACUCGAACGACUCUUGAUCCGCCUGUUGAUAUUGUCGAGUGUUAUACAACAAUGAUGAAGGAUCACAAAGAUCAUGAAUUAACUCGACCAUUGUUACCUCCGCCACCACCACCACCUUUGAUUACACGAAUGUCUUUUUGUCGUGAUGAUGAUUAUGAAGAUCAAUGUGAUCAGAUCUAUGAAACUCCUAAUCCAACUUCUUGGCAUAUAGAUGUUUAA
Molecule: messenger RNA, 253 nt
Organism: Adineta ricciae
Lineage: Eukaryota; Metazoa; Rotifera; Eurotatoria; Adinetida; Adinetidae
Source: the annotation of a GenBank genome assembly